Molecule: messenger RNA, 1022 nt
Organism: Pomacea canaliculata
Lineage: Eukaryota; Metazoa; Mollusca; Gastropoda; Architaenioglossa; Ampullariidae
Product: deoxyribonuclease-1-like
Exons: 8
Coding region: 119-748 (209 amino acids)
Biological process (GO): DNA catabolic process
Cellular component (GO): nucleus
Molecular function (GO): DNA nuclease activity
Source: RefSeq, a predicted model, not a curated record
CCCGUUAUAAUUAGUGCAAUCGAAAAGUGAGCUGACAGACCUCACCAAAUCACCAGCAGUCCGGCAUCACCAAAUCACCAACUGUUCUUCAUCAUCUGACCAGCACCAGAGCUCAGUCAUGCUCGGAAAGCUCGCGAUGCUUGGAUCCGCCCUUGUGCUGUUGAUCAUUUUGCAGUCGACGGAAUCUGCUCUGACAAUUGGUUCCUUCAAUAUCCAGCGCCUCGGCAAUUCAAAGAGCUCAAAUGCGACUAUCGUCAAUCACAUUGUGCAGGUUUUGCACGGCUUUGACAUCGCCGUUAUCUUGGAGGUGAUCGACACUGAUGCCGUCAACGUUGUGAUUCAGGCUUUGAACAGGAACGGCGGGCCUUACAGCUUGAAACUCAGCUCCGCCUCUGGAAGAACGUCCUACAAAGAACACGUGGCAAUCCUGUACAGAAACGACAAAUUGUCUGCCGUGCAAGUCCGAGAAUUUCCCGAUGCACAUGACCAGUUUGAACGAGAUCCUUAUGCCGUGUUGUUUCACACCACACAGGCUGGUGUCAGCACCUUUGCCGUUGUGGAGUUCACCAAUGUCCUGAUUGCCGGAGAUUUCAACGCCGACUGCACGUAUAUGACAGAAGCUCAGUUCAAGAACUCCGCACUUGUCACAGAUCAUCGCUUCACUUUCCUCAUCGACAUGAAUGUCGACACCACGGCCAGCGUCAACACCAACUGCGCCUACGACAGGUUUGUGGUGGCCGGCAAGUGAGCUGACAGCAGCCGUGGUUCAGGGCAGUGCGCGGGUCAUCACCAUCCCCACAGCCCUACACCUGACCACCGCUGAGGCUCAGGCAGUCAGCGAUCACUACCCCAUCGAGGUGAAAAUACAUUAGAACAUUUAGCUCCUCCAUUCAAGCUUCGCUGUGUCAUGUGACAAUAUAACCGCGACCCUGAAGGGAGUGUGACAUGUCAUCAAGUUGCGACAACCACGAGAAACCACCCGAAGCUCCAGCGCCGUCUGACAUUAAAGUGUUUUUCAUUUC